GUAGUGAUAAAAAAGAAUUGUUAAGGCAGAAUUUCAUUUUUCAGGUCUCCUACCUGAAGAAACGAAAAUCGAAGCCUCUCUCUCUAACCAUGAGUCUUUUCGGUCUCGGCAGAAAUCAGCGUACAUUCCGCCCAAAAAAGAGUGCACCUUCAGGAAGUAAGGGUGCACAGCUUAAAAAGCACAUUGAUGCUACCCUGGGCAGUGGAAAUUUAAGGGAAGCAGUUAGACUACCUCCUGGCGAGGAUUUAAAUGAAUGGCUCGCAGUCAACACCGUGGACUUCUUCAAUCAGGUGAAUCUGCUCUAUGGUACCCUCACGGAGUUUUGUACUCCUGAGAACUGUCCUACAAUGACUGCAGGCCCUAAGUACGAAUAUAGAUGGGCUGAUGGUGUGCAAAUCAAGAAGCCUAUUGAGGUUUCUGCUCCAAAAUACGUUGAAUAUCUAAUGGACUGGAUUGAAGCACAGCUCGAUGAUGAAUCCAUAUUUCCUCAAAAGCUUGGCGCACCAUUUCCUCAUAACUUCAAGGAGGUGGUGAAGACAAUAUUCAAAAGACUGUUCCGUGUAUACGCCCACAUUUAUCACUCUCACUUUCAGAAAAUUGUGAGCCUUAAGGAGGAAGCUCAUCUGAACACAUGCUUCAAGCACUUCAUAUUGUUCACUUGUGAAUUUGGGCUGAUUGACAAGAAAGAAUUGGCUCCUCUUCAAGAACUCGUAGAUUCCAUCAUAGUACCCUACUAAAUAUGUAAUAUAUGUUAACAGGUGUUGGAGAAUGGAGAUCCUGAGAAAGAUGUUCAUUUAGUGGAUCCAAAUGCAAUAAAGUUUGUUUUAUU
This is a messenger RNA of Hibiscus syriacus, 829 nucleotides long. RefSeq names its product MOB kinase activator-like 1A. Gene Ontology annotation, molecular function: protein kinase activator activity. The record is from RefSeq and is a predicted model, not a curated record. The transcript is spliced from 7 exons. Bases 90 to 737 code for a protein of 215 amino acids. Gene Ontology annotation, cellular component: cytoplasm; nucleus. NCBI's taxonomy places the organism in Eukaryota, Viridiplantae, Streptophyta, Magnoliopsida, Malvales, Malvaceae. Gene Ontology annotation, biological process: signal transduction; positive regulation of protein phosphorylation.